Messenger RNA from Vollenhovia emeryi, 2855 nucleotides. It is a transcript of the gene Duba, whose product is annotated as OTU domain-containing protein 5-A. The transcript is spliced from 12 exons. The record is from RefSeq and is a predicted model, not a curated record. Gene Ontology annotation, molecular function: cysteine-type deubiquitinase activity; K63-linked deubiquitinase activity. The coding region runs from base 502 to 2259 and encodes 585 amino acids. Lineage: Eukaryota; Metazoa; Arthropoda; Insecta; Hymenoptera; Formicidae. Gene Ontology annotation, biological process: protein deubiquitination.
CCCCCCCGCGAAGCCGAGGCGACGGGCGAAGAUGGCCGUCUGACAAAACAUUCCAGGCAUAGCAGGCGAUCAACGACAUCGUGUCGCCUUCGUACGGGUAUGUUGCGCGACGGCGGCCGCGGAGCAACGUCAUCCUGACCGAGAUCUCUCGUCGUACGAGUGGCGCAACGACGUCGGCGCGAGCGACGGGCCAGAGAGCGCGAACGAGAGAGAGAGAGCGCGCGGAAGGUGCGCGGCCGUCCGCGCGGUGCACCAUUUGCCAGUUCGUCUGUGGGGGAAGAGGAAAAAAAAGUAAUAGGUGGUGCGCUGACGUCCCGCUGGUGAUCGCGAGGGCGAUCGGAUUCACGGAUUGCUUUCACGGCGACGUGUGAUCGUGAAACGAUCGCGAACCGAUCCCGCGACGUGUCGCUCGACAACGAGGACGGGGAUCGAGAGAGAGAAAGAGAGAGAGAGAGAGACAGAGAUAGAGAUACAAAGACAGCAAAUUGAUCGUUCGAGAUCAUGACGAUCUUGUCGAAGAAGAAGGCGAAUGCGCCGAAGGACAGGACGCGCGAGGGAGGCGCCGGACCGGAAGUCGACGUUCAUCAUGGGGUAGUGCAGAACGAGCACAGCUCCGGCAGCAUCGCGCUCCCGAACAGUCCUUAUCAGGUACGGGGCGCCAGCGGCUUCGCCGUCGAUCUGCACGGAGUCCAAAGCGAUCACGGAUCCCACAGCGGCUCCCUCGUGUUGACCGGCAGCUCGUACGAGACGAACGUCGACCGCCGCGAAGACAAACACUUUGAAGACGGGAGUGGCCCGAGUCAUGGUAAACGUCACAGACAGAGAGUCAGUCCCCACAGCUGUAUUGGUAGACCUUCGCGCACAAAGCGUGAACGGGAGAGGGAUAGAGGCAGGGAGAGGGAGAGGGAGAGGGAGCGCGAGAGGCAGGCUACUCCACCUGCUGCUUCUUGCAAUGGCUCGCAAGGCACUGAUACCAGCGUGAGCGGCAGAGUGAGCAUUGUCGGGAAUGCCUCGAACUUGGAACAUGAAUCGGCCAAUGGCUACAAUAGCGGGGACGAGUAUACAGGACAUACUGAAAACAAUCUUACGCUAGCCGAGUGGCAGGAGAAGGAUAGAUUGUUCGAGAAGCGCCUCAAGAAAAAGGGUUUUAUAUUGAAAAAGAUGGCGGAGGACGGAGCCUGCUUAUUUAGAGCGGUAGCAGAUCAGGUUUACGGCGAUCAGGAGAUGCAUGGAAUUGUGCGAAAGCACUGUAUGGAUUAUAUUGCUUCCAAUCAGGAAUUUUUCUCGCAUUUUGUGGCGGAAGAUUUUAGCACCUACGUAGACAGGAAAAGACAGGAGUAUGUGCAUGGAAAUCACAUAGAGAUGCAAGCUAUGUCAGAAAUGUACAAUCGUAGUAUCCAAUUAUAUUGUUAUAGCACUGAACCUAUCAAUAUUUUUCAUACUAUGGUGGAAAGUGAUAAUGAACCUAUCAGGCUGUCGUAUCAACGUGGUAGUCAUUAUAACAGUAUAGUUGAUCCAUUUAAAGCUACUAUAGGGGUUGGACUUGGUUUACCAUCGUACAACCCUGGCGCUGCUGAUCGCGCUCUGAUAUCAGACGCGGUUCGUCAAAGCGAGGAGCUGCAUAUCGAACAGACUAUGCUGGAGGAUAAGAUAAAAGCUACCGACUGGGAGGCGACUAAUGAAGCUAUCGAGGAGCAAGUAGCCCGUGAGAGUUAUUUGCAAUGGUUGCGUGAUAAUGAGAUGCGUAAGGCACGAUCAGCCAGUAGUAGCAGUACGAGCACAGUUACGAGCGCGCAACAUAAUCAUUCACACUUUCAUUCACAUGGAGGUCGUGGACAGCAGCGUAGCCAUACCUCUUCUCCGACCACGACACAAACUAGCCAAGAUAAUUUACGUAAUUCUCCAAAGGUGAGCGAUGCGGUACGGCACGCCAAGAGAUCGCCGCAACAUCAAUCGACGCAAGGAUCCAGCAUAUCCCAUCUGCCGUCGGAUUUCGAGGCGAAAAUGAUGCCGCAAGAGCCUGUGCCAGGAAGUAGCAAGGAGGCAAACGCGUCGCCCGACAUUUCUUUGUUCAAUCGCCUUCCACCCGAAGUGUUUGGUCUGACGGAUUGGGAAGAUAGCCAAAUACUUUCACAAGUGCUGGCGACGUCACAACAGGAGUACUUGGAUAGUCUGAAGCAGUCACGCGUGUCCGCGUCCGCCGGAAACGAUAGCGCCAAUACGAUAGAGUCUAGUAACAGUUCUAUUAACAAUUCUUGAAAUGCGGUCGGUAACGACAAAGUUCAAAAGAUAUCAGAGUAAAGAUAUAUACAUUUAUAUAUUGCAAUAUCAUCUAAUCCCGUAUUGUGCUAGGACAUAAAGCGAUUUGCUUUCUUAUUCGUGAGUAAAUGUUGCAAUAAUCACUAUUUGGUUUUCCUUCCUGUUUUUUCGCCUCUCUCAACAACACAUAACAUACGUAUGGGACUUGCUAUGAGUACAUACGUUAUAGUCCUUAGACGCUUUGUUAACAUUUACAAAGUAGCUGUGUAUCUUUGUUUCGUUGUGGGUACCUUUAUGUUGUCAUAGAAUCAAAAUAACGCAUCCUUUAAAAUUAUUAAUAGUAAAAAGACGAAGUUUCUUACCUAUCUUUUGGUUAUAAUAACCGCUGUUGCAACCUAUGUUAUACUCCUGCAGGUUUAACAUUUAUCUCACCAUAAAGUAUGCAAUCCGUUUAGGCAUAUAUAUAUAUACAUAUAUAUAUAUAUUGUUUGAUAAUCGUGAUGUUUUCUCUUGAUAUAGUUUAGGUCACAACGCUUUAGGAAAAUCUGCAUUGCAUUUGUAAAAAAAAGAGUAAAUAAAACAUCAUUUAAUUGUAA